CGGGCCCGGCACCGCCCCCGGCGGCUCCCACAGGGACGGGCCGGAGCGGCCGCCGCCGCCGCCGCGGGUGUCCGGGCUGAGUCAGCGCCCCCGCCCAAGAUGAACAUCAUGGAUUUCAAUGUGAAGAAGCUGGCGGCUGACGCGGGCACCUUCCUGAGCCGCGCCGUGCAGUUCACAGAAGAAAAGCUUGGACAGGCAGAGAAGACUGAACUGGAUGCUCAUCUGGAGAACCUUCUCAGCAAAGCAGAAUGCACUAAAUUAUGGACAGAAAAAAUAAUGAAGCAAACAGAAGUAUUAUUGCAGCCAAAUCCAAAUGCCAGAAUAGAAGAAUUUGUCUACGAGAAGCUGGACCGCAAAGCACCAAGUCGCAUGAAUAACCCAGAGUUACUAGGCCAGUAUAUGAUUGAUGCUGGGAAUGAAUUUGGUCCAGGAACAGCCUAUGGAAAUGCACUCAUUAAAUGUGGAGAAACACAAAAGCGAAUUGGGGCAGCAGACAGAGAACUCAUUCAAACUUCUGCUAUAAACUUUCUCACUCCACUAAGAAACUUCAUUGAAGGAGACUACAAAACUAUUACUAAAGAACGUAAACUGUUACAAAAUAAAAGACUGGAUUUGGAUGCUGCAAAAACCAGACUGAAGAAGGCAAAAGUUGCAGAAGCCAGAGCUGCACAACUAAACAUCUCUCAGCCUGAAGAGAAUAACAUUAUGGUAAAUGUCUCUUACAUGCUCAACUUGCUGCAUGUAAAAUGGCUAAAGAUAUGGGCUGAGGAAGUGACAAAAUCUGAACAGGAGGUGCGAAUUACUCAGAGUGAAUUUGACCGUCAAGCAGAGAUUACCAGACUGCUGCUGGAAGGAAUCAGUAGCACACAUGCACAUCAUCUCCGCUGUCUCAAUGACUUUGUGGAAGCUCAGAUGACCUAUUAUGCACAAUGUUACCAAUAUAUGUUGGAUCUCCAGAAACAACUUGGAAGCUUUCCAUCUACUUUCCUCUCUAACAACAAUCAGUCUUCCACAACUCCUGUGCAGAGUGUUUCUUCUCCCUCAGUCUUGGCCUCAGCCUCUGCUUCACUGCCUUCAGUAAGCAAUUCAAUGGUUACUUCAGGCCUCAGUGAACUGAAGUCAUCAAGUGGCAGCAGAAAAGCAAGAGUUCUCUAUGAUUAUGAUGCUGCAAACAGCAGUGAAUUGUCUCUACUUGCAGAUGAGGUGAUAACAGUGUACAGUAUCCCUGGCAUGGAUUCAGACUGGCUGAUGGGUGAAAGGGGAAGUCAGAAAGGCAAAGUGCCUAUUACAUAUUUAGAACUGCUAAACUAAAUGGCUGGCCUGAAUAGAGACUGUCGAUUAUGGCAACACCAUAUUUAUAUACAAUUAACGUUAUGUAAGCAGGUUUAUGUGUCUUCCAUGUUAUUGUCUGAGGGACAAAUACCAGCCAUUAAAAACUGGCUUUUCUGCCAGCAUGGUUGCACGGUCAAUACUCUAUUCAAACUUAAUGUGUUUAAAGCUUUUACUUCAUGUGCCAAGAACGUUUCCUACAGAUUUGUUUCUACUGAAGUUUUCACUAAUACAAGCUUCUACUUUUGAGUAAUCUAGAUUGAAAGCAGAGGUACUGUUUUCUACUGAAAUUUUUCAUUAAUGGCAAAGCUUUUCUUCACAUAAAAUAAACUUACUGUGAACUGA
This is a messenger RNA of Vidua chalybeata, 1674 nucleotides long. It is a transcript of the gene SH3GLB1, whose product is annotated as SH3 domain containing GRB2 like, endophilin B1. Gene Ontology annotation, cellular component: membrane; cytoplasm. Gene Ontology annotation, biological process: membrane organization. The transcript has 11 exons. The record is from RefSeq and is a predicted model, not a curated record. The coding region runs from base 100 to 1311 and encodes 403 amino acids. Gene Ontology annotation, molecular function: protein binding. NCBI's taxonomy places the organism in Eukaryota, Metazoa, Chordata, Aves, Passeriformes, Viduidae.